AUGGGUCUUGAGGAAAGUAAACUUGGUCAAACAAACAAAGCUAAUUGUAAUAGACCCAAUUUGUGUUUCUUUGCGCCUGUUUCACCGGGGAGAAUAAUUCAUCAAUGCACUAUGGAGUUAUGGAAAAAAUCUCAUCGGGAGCUUUUCAACUUUUCAGACAAGGUGAUGGUGUGUACCUAUCAAUUGCCUCAUGACUGUACGUCGGCAUUUUGUCUCACUAGGCAAAAUAUUGUGAACUUCCGAAAAUCUUGUUCUGUUUUCUCACUGAGAAAGCGGAGAGAAUAUACGAAAAUGGCUGAGCAUUUUGAGUAUAAUCAUAUACCUGCUCAUUUAUCUUCCAUACAGAACUUACACUUCAAAUCGGUGUUAGACAUUCACAGUGGACUGGCAGUUGUUCAUUUGGCACGGGAUAUGAUAACUCAGUUUGCAUUAGUUGACUUGCGAAUUAAUAAGUUCCUUGGUUCUUUUGGUCGGCAAACGGUUCUCUUUAGUCCUGAAUCAACUAUAGGAAAAAUAUCACCCGAUGGAACUUACUGUUUAAUCAGACUCCCUUGGUCGAGAAAUAGGAGAGUUUAUAUACUCAAGCUGUACAACUUACGAAAUAGUGAACUUAUUUCUGAACUUCCAUUAGCUAAUUCUUCGAAUUACGAUGAAUUGCCGAUAAACAGUUCCCGUGUCCCAUUAGGCCUAUAUCAGGAACAUAAUAGAGAGUCAAGUAUUCGACCGUCGUACGAUAUUUUAUCAACAUCCAACUCAGUAACUGCAAACCUUAGAGGGAAUGUACAAAAUGAGAAUCAACUUCAACUAGGUCCAGCUCGUUCUUCUCAGGUGUUGUUUGCUUUUGAUCCACGAUUUGUAAAUUCACGCAUAGCAAUAACUAACGUGGACUUUCCACACGGACCAAACUCCCGCAAAUUGUCUUCCAACUGGGUCCCAGGAAUACAGGCCACUAUAAGUUUGGUAAAACUUCCAACAUGGGAGUGUUUAACAUCAACUAACAAACUUUGUUCUUGGUCUCCUUCAAAUCGCCACGGUUCACCUCUUAUAAACAAUACUACUUGUAGAGAACCAUCAAGACGAAGACGAUCAUCAGAUGCUAACCAUGUAGGCGGCUUACCCAGUCCGAACUCAUUCAAUCAUGUUUUUCCACAUAUUAUGAACAUAUUUUAUUCAAGAGAUGGUUAUUUCUUAUUUACAAUCAGCACAGAGUCUCGUACCUGUCGAUGUUCUUCAAUCGGUAACAUUAAUCAUUCUGUGAAUUCUUCAUUAUCAGAUGUAUCAGGUUACUCAGAUGAUAUUUACAAUCCCUUAAGUUCAGGUCGAUCAACAAACAACGGAGCUGAAAUCGGUCGAACCCAGCAGAAGAUCUUGGUUUCAACACACUGUGCUGAACCAAAUGCACGUUACAAUUCAAAAACUAAUAGUACAUCCCCAAUGUUGGCUCCCACAUUGCCUGGUUGCACCACUUUAUGGCUUACUAUUUUCAAUUCUGAUACAUUAGAAAGGUUAAGAAUUUUGAGAUUUGAUCGAUCAAUAUGCCCAAUUCACACAUGUCCUACCAAUUACUUACCAGUAAUGAGCCGUUGUGGAUCAAGGAUAGCUUUAAUUACACGACAAGCAGUGGGAUAUUAUAAUAGUACUAGUAAUCAGAACGCCAGUAAUAAUUCACGUGAAUACUUGUUUUCUAGCUGUAAGACGCUUCCUGUAUCUUUAAGGCACUCCGUCCCAUCUGUAAGUGUAGAAAGCUGUUCUAAUACACAGUGGGUGAAUAACAAAGGUGCUAGUCAAGAAAACAGCAAAGAAAUUUCAACAAAAAGAACUGAAUCCAAGAUGCAACAACCGUUUAUAUCUCCAAACUGUUUGCUUAUUCAACCACGAAAUCUUAAUUUGAGUCAUCACCUAUCUACUUCAUUACCAUCUCCGUUGUCAAAAGUUCACUUGUCUUCCGGAAGUUCACCAUUUCGACAAAUGACUGGUUGUUCAAGUUUAGAGUUAAGUGUUUCUUCCUAUCGUCCAAUGGCUGUUUCCUUUGAAUCUUCUUUUAUUGGAACUCAGCGUAAUUCCUCAGGUAGUUGUACUGCCGCAGUAUCCACAUGUACCAGUAAUAGUAGUGGUGGUGUUACCACCUCUGCCGGUACUUCAGUGAUAAAUUCAACGGUACAAAUUGAUGUGCUUCUGGUUUAUCAACUACCUCCACCACCAAAACUACAAGCAUUAGUGAGACAACGAAUUCGUCAACUCUGCAAAGAUGAAUACCUUGAACAAUUAGAUCUUCCACGUAGAAUUAUUAGUUAUUUACAAUUCGAACCAUCGUACAAUUGUGCUGGAUCAUGUAUUUCUCGAUCGAAUAGUUCUACGAGAACAGUACGAAGUGAUAGUUUUGAUCUGUGA
Messenger RNA from Schistosoma rodhaini, 2391 nucleotides. The record is from the annotation of a GenBank genome assembly. Lineage: Eukaryota; Metazoa; Platyhelminthes; Trematoda; Strigeidida; Schistosomatidae.